Molecule: messenger RNA, 1023 nt
Organism: Chrysoperla carnea
Lineage: Eukaryota; Metazoa; Arthropoda; Insecta; Neuroptera; Chrysopidae
Gene: slow
Product: vacuolar-sorting receptor 4
Exons: 7
Coding region: 46-999 (317 amino acids)
Biological process (GO): anatomical structure development
Cellular component (GO): extracellular region; cell surface
Molecular function (GO): signaling receptor binding; calcium ion binding
Source: RefSeq, a predicted model, not a curated record
AAGAAACUGUUAGUGUUUUUUGUGUUAAGUUACGUUUUAAUAACAAUGGCAAGACGACAUCAUCAUGAACAUUAUCAUUCGGCUAGAAUUGAAGCGUUGCAACAACAGCAGCCAGUUCAACAAACGCCGGGUAUUCGCCAACAAUUAGUAACGGAAAAAUCAACAAAUUUAAAUUAUCAAAUUGUUGAAGCGGAUUUUACACCGUAUAAUAAGCAUGCUCCUGGACGGCAUGUGUGUACAUCCCAACGUGCAGUCUCAGAGCCAGUGAAAACAAUAGAAGCAUGGUGUAAGCCAACACAAAAGCGUUUUAACCAAUUGUGCCAUAAUAAUCAAAUUUGCCAUGGUGUAAGAUUAGUGUACGAAACUGCAUAUCGUGAUGUUAUGAAAACAAAAACCACACAUAAAACCACAUAUGUUUGUUGUCCAGGAUGGGUACAACACAAUAAGCAAAGCUUUGGGUGUCAUAAACCAAUAUGCACAAAGAUUUGUGAAAAUGGAGGAACAUGUGUUAAACCAAAUAUUUGCAGCUGUAAAAAAGGAUUUCGUGGUAAACGUUGUGAAAUUGAUGUCAACGAAUGUAAGGAUCAAAAACCGUGUGAUCAAAUUUGCCAUAAUACACAUGGAAGUUAUUUUUGUGAAUGUAGGGAAAAUUUUAUUCUUCAACCGAAUAAACACUCUUGUAAAAAAGAAGGAAUAGAAGGACCAGCUUUGGAAGCUAAAGACUUAGAGUUUGAUGAUUUAUCACAUCGAAUUUAUAAAUUGGAAAAACUUAUCGGAAGCGAUACAUUUCUUGCAAACGAGACUGAAGUUCUACACACUGUACAGAAAUCAAUUCAAUACUUAACAAAUCAAAUUAAAUAUUUACAAAAUCAAAUUGAAGUUAUGCAGAAUACAAACAGUGUGAAUAUGAAAAAAUUCGAAGAAAGAUUAUUUUUAUUGGAGCAACGAACAAAUCGAAUUCUUGGACGAAAUAUUAAUACUAAUAUGAUUUUUUCAUAAAACGUUAUUUAUCUAAAAUCUUAA